Purpureocillium lilacinum is the source of this 5325-nucleotide messenger RNA. NCBI's taxonomy places the organism in Eukaryota, Fungi, Ascomycota, Sordariomycetes, Hypocreales, Ophiocordycipitaceae. The record is from RefSeq and is a predicted model, not a curated record.
AUGUUUCCCGAGGAGCUCAAGGGUCUGACACCAGUCGAAGAGAAGCUCAUCUCGCCGAACUCGUGUUACGGGUUUGUGGCGAGCCACAGCAUUCCGGGUGGCCAGAAGCAGAGUGCGAGGUAUCCGAGGCACAUCAAGGGCCACAUCACCGUGUUCCCGAACAACGUGGAGGAACUAGCGACGAAAGUACUCCCCCAUCCGCUUGUGCGAGUCAUGGACGAGAUUCACGUCUCGUGGCAGGGCGUGGAGAAGCCAGGGCCGAGCGAUCUUUCGAGUCUCCUAUCGGUGAGGCGGCGAGUUGUUGAGAGGGCGCUUGUCUGGCUGAAGGAGAACAACCCGCACUAUGCUGAGAUUGAGAUUGAUGUGGCAGAGAUGGACAGUUGGGGAGCCCCGGCACACGGGGUGCCAUCGCUGGUGUACGAUCGCAUGGAGCGGAACGAGCCAUCUGCAUGGGAGAAAACGCGGACGGCCCAUGUUGUGCCGCCAACGGAGCGGGCCAUGGACGGCGAGGGCUCGGUGGAGAUCGAGGACAUCCUAACCGCUCUUAGGCAGGGAGAGGAGCCGCCUAGAUGCGAACAUGGAGGAUCCGGGGAGAAUGGGGCGGACGAGUCUCGAGUUGAGAGCACCGCCGAGGCUGACGAGACGAUUAAUCCGAUCAAUCCGAUCAACGAGGUGACGUCGAGUGGAAUGUUCGCGCUCGACGGACCGCCGGACGUUGCAGAUGUGGACAAAUUGCGGUUCGCAUGCGAUGCCGUUGGCGAAGGUGCUGAUGAUGGCAAUAGAGGCCCGAGAACGCGGGUUGCCUCCGCGACAGAACGAGGGCGAGGCACAGUUGAUGGCGUGGAGCCGUACAUUCGUGUUACUCGAGGCGACGAGUUCGCUGACUCGUUCGACGCCUCAUUCUUCGCAAAAACGUUUCCGACCCUACUACCGUUCGGAAUGGGGGGGCCACGGUCGGCCGAAGAAGCCACCUUGGAGCCAGGAAGGGGGACCGCUGGCAUGGGUGGAGCAGAGGCGUUGGCGCGGGAUCUCUUGUCAUCUCGAAACAUGAGCCUGCGGACAUGGGCUGACAUUGUGCUGCGACGCCAUGGCGGCCGAUUCGCGACGCACCAUAUUUUCGCCUUUCUCGUGUUCAACAUGGGCGUGCGGUCGAGGAACCGCCGGGUCAGCAUGCUGAGCGUGACUAGGAAGAACUUCCGGAAGGUCGAGCGCAUGGUGCGGUCGCUGACUGCAGACAGGUUGGCAUCAGCUAGGGGGGAGCUGGAGCGCUCAGGCAGAACAACCGACGAGGGCGUGAAGGAGCUCCUCAGGAGCCUUUCGCUGUAUGGCUACCGGCAGCCCAUGUCGAGGGAGCUCCGCCUGAGCAUGCGGCACAAGAUCCAGGCUCUUAUCGUUCGCUAUGGCGUGCCUGCCAUAUGGUUCACAAUCAACCCAAACGACAUUACGAACCCGGUGAAGCUCCGGCUCGCAGCGCACCGCACUCGCGAUCCCGAGUCAGCCGAGGAAUUCUUACGAAGCCUUGACAUGUCCUUCAAGCGCAUGCGGUUGUCAAUCUCGGAUCCAAAGAGCUCGGCGAUAUUUUUCCAUAGAGAGAUGACGCUCUUCUUUGAGCACUAUGUGACGGUAGGAGGAGAGUCGGUGUUCGGGCGCAUCAGCCAGUACUAUGGUGCCGUGGAAACCAAUGAACGAGGGGCGCUUCAUGUCCAUGGGCUGCUCUGGUUGCAUGGAAACGCGCACCUGAGUUCCAUGCUUGCCGAUAUCGGCGGCGACGAUCAAGCGGCGUAUCGGGAGCGAAUCGCCCAAUACAUCGACAGUGUCUUCUGCGAGGAUCUAGAUCAGGAAGGGUCAUGUGCCGUGCAAGCAGAGCGCUCGGUGACAUCCGAUAUUUCGUCCCUGGUGGACAAUUCCGAGCAGUUCUCGGCCGCAUUUGACGAAGAAGCCAACUUCUGCGCCGGAGCGACGCAGAUCCACACGCAUAGCCCGACGUGCGUGAAGUACUCUCUCGGCGACAAGAAACGUAAGGGCGGCCACUGUCGGUUCAAGGCGCCAUGGAGAUUGGUCGAGAACACGUCGUUCACGGCGGAUGACGUGCUGCAGAUUCGCAGGACGCACCCCAUGGUGAAUCGGUGGAACAAGGCCAUGGCCGUAGGGCUGCGGCACAACCACGACAUCUCCUUCAUAGCGACGCAGCGGAAAACCAUGGCGUUGGUGUACUAUGUCACGAAUUACGCGACCAAGGUAGAGGACCCGACGUGGAAGCGUGUGGCUGCGGCCGCCGAGCUGUUGCCUGUUAUCUCAACAGCCGGCCAGCAGGUCGCGGGGGGAAAUGCUGAACGCGGAGCCGGAGCCGGCAAUGAGGACGACGACGGUACCAAAAACAAGACACGGCAGUUCCUCAUGAGAGUGGCCAAUCGUAUCUUCACGGAGCGGCCCCUGUCGCAAGUUGAGGUGGUUGCCCAUCUCCUCGGAUACACGAGCGAAUUCACAAACGCCAGCGCAUGGGCGUACCUGAACGUAUCUGUGCUCUACUGGCAUGUCUUCCGACGCUGGCGACAUCUCCGACAAGAGAGUGGCACGGCGAUGGCGGACGCUUCCGCAGAUGAGUCGAUCGUCGUGGAAGAGGCAGGGCAGAGAAUCAGCUUCGCUGAGACCUAUCACCACCGUGGAGACGUCCUGCGAGGGCUAUGCCUGUACGACUAUGUUUCGCUUGUUAGGCUUCAACCUGUUGGCAAAGACGGGAGCCCUGGCACGUGGGGGGAGGUGCCGUUCGAGAACGGAUGGGCGACUGGGAAAGACUGGGUGCAGGUGCUAAGACGGCCGGGAAAGCAUGCCGUCGUCUGCCUUGAUGGGUACUUAAGCAAGGACUUUGGCCAAGAUGACGAUGAGUCGGCCCAUCGGAGAGCAGCGGUGCAACAUCUCGCCCUCUUUGUGCCGUGGGAGGAGUUCUUGGGCGAAGAGGAAGGCGACAUCAACGAAAUAUGGACGGCGGCCCGGGAUGUGCUAAACCCGAGAAUCUCGUGCCUCGUCGACAACAUUCAACUACUUCGACGAUCUGUGGAAGACGCCAAGCGCGAUGCCAAGCAAUGGGAGGCCACGGCGGGCGAGGGGGAUGGCACAGGCCCACGUGCGGAGGAGGCGGGAGCGGGCCAGGUGGAUGAAGAGGCCGCAGCGGUGUAUCAAUCUGAUAACGUGGGAAGCGCAACCCGUCUUAUCGACGUCGUUCGAAGCGCGGCCGGCGCGAACCAGAUCACGGCGGGGUCACGGGAACUCAGCGCAAUGAUGGAGCAGCUCUGCCGCUUCCAGCAGUCAGCCCUAUCCUCGACAGCCGAGCUCCAGGCCGCCGCAGCUGUUGAACGUGGUGAACGGCGGAUAGUGAUGCCGGGGCGAUCCUGUUCUGGAGCCACAGUACCGCCGCAGGAUCAGGUCAGGGCCAUCAAAUCGCAGCAGAUAUCCGCCUCUAGAGAGAGGGUGAAGAGGAUCCAGGGCAUCCAAAGCAUGGGCGAUACCCACGGGACUGAUCGCAGCGCAGCGGCCCAGAGCGUGCUCACUGGUUUCGGGGAGGAAGACAUCGACAUGACACAUGCGGAUGCCGACGAGACGGCAGGCGACACAGGCACGGCCUGUGUGGACGUCCGCUUUGGCCCGUCAACCUCUUUCCUCGAGGCUGGAAAAGGUGUGGCAGCACGACUGACGCUGAAUAAGAAACAGGCCGUUGCCUUGUUGAUAAUCUGCCGCCACUUGGACUCGAUGAGGGAAAUGGGUCGGGGCGACGUUAGUCAGCUCUGUCAGUUCGUCGGUGGCGAGGGCGGGGCCGGCAAGUCGCGAGUGAUCGAAGCGCUCGUGGAGCUUUUCGCUGCGAGGGGCAUCUCGAGUCGCCUGCUGAUCACGGCGACGUCGGGGACUGCCGCAGCGAGGGUCAACGGCAUCACCAUUCACUCCGCGUGCGGGUUCACCAAGGACCAAGGGCCGGGCACCAACACGGCGAAAGACUUCGACGGGGUACGACUGUCAAAGCAGGCGGGCCGGUUCAUCCAUGGCCAGUCCAGGAUGGACUGGCAGGAGAAGGACGUGCUUGUCAUCGACGAGGUGAGCAUGCUCGGAGCGAGGACGCUGUAUGCAGUAAAUGAGCAGCUCUGCCGCCUUCGCGGAUCACAGCAAGAGUUUGGAGGUAUCCCCGUCGUUCUUUUUUGCGGAGACUUCCACCAGUUCCGGCCAGUGCAAGAAAGGUCAAUCCUCCUGCCCAGCGCGGCCGUAUCGUGGGACGAGGACAACACGUUCAGGGCCGAGCAACGCCACCAGCACGACAAGGCGCACGCGCUGUGGAAGAGGUUCACGACGGUCGUCAUGCUGGACGAGCAAAUGCGCGCCGCGGGAGACCCAGAGCUGCAGAGGCUGCUGACGCGAAUCCGGCGGGGUGAACAGGACCAUUCCGAUUUGGAGCUCCUCAACUCGAGGAACCGUUGGAACCUCAACAUGGAGGCGAGCUUGUCGUUCCAGAUUCAGCACCGGUCAAUGAUGCGCAUCUUCAUCUCCGAGCACAAGUGGCAGGAUGGUGUGCCGAGGGAGGAAGAGGCCAUCAUGAUGCUGAACCAGGGCGACGAUAGCGCGAUUCCGGUUCCAGCCGUCUUCAUGUUUGUGCCGGGGAUGCCGGUCGUUGUGAACCAUAAUACGCAUCAAGGAUUGAAGCUGGUCAAUGGUGCGGGAUACACGGCAGCGGAAGUCAUUGUCAACCGGGCGUACCCAGGAUAUCGGGUCUCGGCUGGCGUGACGAUCCAUUUCGGGCCGCCGGCGGGGAUAAUACUGGAGUCGGGGACAACCAAAGAGUUCCAUUUCGUCAGCAUGCCACCAGGCACGAUACUGUUGACGCCCAUGAGCGUCAAGAUCCAGUGCCAGCGGAAGAGGCCGUGGCAGGAGAACGACGCCACCAGGAAAGGGCUGCCAUGCGCGGCGGCUUUUGCGUGCACCGACUAUAAGGUGCAGGGCGGGACAAUCGAGCGGGUAGCGCUGGAGUUGCGGGGCACGAGGACGACAAACGUCGGCGGAAGGGCGGUACCCUCGCAGUGUGACCCGUACAGCCUGUACGUGCAGUUGUCGCGGUGCCCGACGUUGGACGGCAUCAUGCUCGUAUCCAAGGUGCGGGAGAGAGACCUGGUGGGCAAUCGGGUACCCGAGGAAAUGAACGCAGCGCAGUCCAGGCUGGAGGCCCUGAGCAGAAGGACUGUUCAGGAAGCAUUGUCCUGGCUGGGUGGGGUUGAUGCGGCGCAAGACCAGAUCGUGUCGAGAAACGCGAAGUUGGACGUGACACCGUCGCGGGAGCAAGGAUAA